Molecule: messenger RNA, 1537 nt
Organism: Talpa occidentalis (Iberian mole)
Lineage: Eukaryota; Metazoa; Chordata; Mammalia; Eulipotyphla; Talpidae
Product: patr class I histocompatibility antigen, A-126 alpha chain-like
Exons: 8
Coding region: 3-1145 (380 amino acids)
Biological process (GO): positive regulation of T cell mediated cytotoxicity; antigen processing and presentation of endogenous peptide antigen via MHC class Ib; immune response
Cellular component (GO): external side of plasma membrane
Molecular function (GO): signaling receptor binding; peptide antigen binding
Source: RefSeq, a predicted model, not a curated record
GGAUGGAGUGUGAUGCCCCUCCCCCUCCUGCUGCUGCUCUGGGGCCCCUGGCCCUGAUGGAGACCCGGGCGGACUCCCACUCCCUGAGGUGUUUCUCCACCACCAUGUCCCGCAAUGGCAACGGCAACAGCAACGGCAAUGGCAACCACAACCACAAUGGGGAGCCCCGUGUCAUCGCCGUGGGGUACGUGGACGACACGCAGUUCGGGCGGUUCGACAGCGACUCUCCAGGCCAGAGUGUGGAGCCGCGGGCGCCCUGGGCGGGGCAGGUGGGGCAGGAGGACCUGGACGAGGAGACUCAGAACCAAAGGAACAACGCACAGUGGUUCCAAGUGCUCCUGAGGGACCUGCGCGGCCGCUACAACCAGAGCGAGGACGGGUCUCACACGCUCCAGAGGAUGUGUGGCUGUGAAGUGGGGCCAGACCUGCGUCUCCGCGGCGGGUAUGAAAAGUUCGCCUACGACGGCGCGGAUUUCAUCUCCCUGAGCGAGGACCUGCGCUCCUGGACCCCCGCGGACUCGGUGGCUCAGAUCACCCAGCGCGAGUGGGAGGCGCAGGGGAGGGCCAGGCGCGUCAGGAACAGUAUACAGGGCAGGUGCUUCCCGUGGCUCCUCAGAUUCCUGAAUUUGGGGAAGGAGGUGCUGCAGCGCACAGAUCCCCCAAAGACACAGGUGACCCACCACACCACCUCUCACCAGAAGGUCACCCUGAGGUGCUGGGCCCUGGGCUUCUACCCUGCGGACAUCACCCUGACCUGGCAGCGAGAUGGGGAGGACCUGACCCAGGACACAGAGCUGGGGGAGACCAGGCCUGGGGGGGACGGAACCUUCCAGAAGUGGGCAGCUGUGGAGGUGCCUUCUGGAGAGGAGCAGAGAUACACGUGCCAUGUGCAGCAUGAGGGCCUGCAGGAGCCCAGAGUCCUGACUUGGGUGCCACCUUCUCAGCCCACCGUUCCUACUGACUCCACUAACCCCACCGUGGGCAUCAUUGCUGGCCUCGUUCUCCUUGGAGCUGUGCUCACUGGAGCUGCGGUGGCUGCAGCUGUGAUGUGGAGGAAGAAGCACUCAGGAGAACAAGGAGGAAGCUACACUCAGGCUGCAGGCAGCGACAGUGCCCAGUGCUCUGAGGAGUCUGACAGCCUCUAAAGUGUAAGCCAGCUGCCUGGUCGGGGCUGAGUGAUGCCGGAUAUUUUCUCACCCCCACUUUGUAGCUUCAAGAUCUGCUGGUUUCCUUUGCUGCAAAAGGGCAUCAGAAUGUGUCUCUGUUCUUAUGAGAUAAUGCAAGGAGGUGGGGAGACUGGCCCAGCCCUGCCCACCAGGCCCCUCCCCACACUGACCUGUGUCUUUCCCUAAUGAUUUUCCUACUGCAGCAGAAGCAGCUUAGUCUGUGUCUACCCAUCAUUGUGUUUUCUUCAAGAAUAGUAACUACUUCCCCCUUGAAAUAAUAACCUGAAAUUACUUUUUGUAAGCUUGCCUGAUGGGUUUGGUGGGCUAAUAAAAAUGAUUCCUAAAAUUUGAGAUGAAAUAAAUGGGAAACC